UCAUCAUUGAAUCAAUUCGUUUUAGGGAGCAUAUUUACUUUUAAUGGUUUUACAAAAUUAGAUUAACCAAAUAAAGGGAUUUAACUCUUACAUAUAGAUCAAGAAGCAAGGAAUAACUGAAAUUGAAAGUCACUCGCGGAUUUUUAAAAAUUUAGACAUGAUUGUUCCCAAAGAAAUAAAGGUUAAAAAUUUUAUGCAAGGAACUAAAGCUGUAAAAUAUCGCACAUAUAUAUACUUUGGACUUAUUGCAUAUUCAGUGGUUGUUGGUGUACCUAUAUACUAUUUGAUGAAGCCAAGUAUGGAACGUCGCCGGGAGUCAAUAAAACGGAAACAGGAAGAAGAAGAAUCAAACCUGCAAAAAAUGUUUGAACUUAGGGCCCAGUUAAUGGAGUCUACAAAAAACUCAGAUUGAUCUCAGCACAAAUUUCCCUACAAACUGUCAGCAAUAAUAAACUUUCUUAAAUUAACUUACACAUGUUGUGGUUUGGGUGUGGUUUGGUGUGGCUGUACAAUUUUUAAAUGAGAAGUGUGCAUAGAAAAUAUAUAAUAAGUUAUACCAAAGUAGAGUAGAAAUAUUUUUACAAAACAGAUGAAUAGCAAGCAAAACUUGCAUAUAAAGUAAGAAUAUAAAUUCAGUUACAUUCAAUCAGAGCUAAUAUGGGUACAAUAUUGAAUUGAAUUAAACAAUUGGCUUCAAAUAUAAAUAAGGAAUCAGUGAGAGAGUAAUCAUUAAGGGAUGGAGGACAAUGAUAAAGAUGGUGAUGAUGUUGUGUUUGUAAGGGUGGAAUGUGGCGCUUCACCUCCUUUAAAAAAUGACAAACUUUCUCUUCGAAUCUUUGAUGCUGAAGCAAAGACCAGAGCCAGAAAACUUGUAGAAAAAGCAAGUGCCUUAUCACUAAUGAAUAAAAGCCUAAAUGACUCGCAAGAUUUCAAGGAGGUUCCCAAGUUAAAAAGUUCACGCCUGAAAUUAAAAUCUGCUGCAUCUUCACGUGAUAAGACAAGUGCCAUCAAAGUGAAACCAUUAGAUAGCUAUGUUACUAACACAUCAUCUGUGCAUAGACUGCCGACCAGGACAGAGUUCAAAGGCAGUAACAUGGAAACAGAAAAUGAACACCCUGACCAUCAUAAAAACAAAGCUCCCACAGAAUCUCCAUCAAAACUCAAUGAAAUCAGAUUUGAUGCUAAUGAAAACACUAUUGAUGCUGAAGGAGCACUGAUGAAAACUUGCAUUCUUUGUGGACAAAGAGUAGAAAAAUCCACUUUUGCAGAACAUCGUCAAAGAUGUAUGAAGGGACAUUUUUCAAAAACUACAGAAACUGGUGUCACAUCUACCAUCUCUGAGCGUAUCAAAUGUCCCAUCUGCCAGAAAGACUUAUCACAUAUGAACUAUCAGCGACAAACACAGCACACAAACCAUUGUCUUAAUCAGGUGGAGUCCGAUGAAGAAAUUAACAAGAAAUUUGAACAGCAGUUGUUACUUGCUAGAAAUGCAGUUCUUCCUUGUCCGCUGUGUAGAAAGAAAUUUAAAACAAAGACAGGCCGUCAAGCACAUCUGAAAAAAUGUGCUACCCUCACCAACAUGACAGUGGAGCAAGUGAAAACUAUUCUUAGACAACAAGAAGAGGAGCAUAACUCCAAGCUUGAUGCUGGCAUCUUGCCUGAAGAGCUUCACUCCAAACUGAAAAAGAAGAGUGACAACCAGUCUAAGCCUAGGAAACCAAAAAACCAAGAGGAUGAAGAAACCCAGCUGGCGCUGGCCCUGUCCAAGUCUCUAGCAGAAGACGAGGCCCAACUAGAGCUGGAUGUUUUAGGAUCUUUAGCUAUGGUAGCACCAACAGCUGCAGUUCAGCAUCAAGUUCAAGGUCACAACACCAAAGGAAAAGGAAAGAAGAAUAAAAAGGAGGAAACAGGAAGCCUGUUGCUGAGUUUGUCAAAAGAAGAAGCUAUGGAAAGAAUUUCUCACAGAGUUUAUAAAUACAUCUUUUCAACUGUCCAAUCAACAUUAACAGUUAAUACACCACCAUUCAGCCGAGUGGGCAAGCCAGUCGAUGGGUCAGUGGCUGAAAAUAUUUUCUGGCAUAAAGCAGCUUUAGAUGCAGGUGCCCCAGCCCAGAGUGGCAGAGAGGAGUUCUACGUGAGGGAGCUGAUGCCUCAGGUCAGCGUCAGCACGGUGGAGGCUGGCAGCAAGCUCAAGAGGCUGUCAGUCAUCCCGGGCAGGAGGAGGUCUGGUGACCAGAGCCCCGAGGAAGGUCAGAGAAUUGAGGCCACUGGUGAGACUCAGGCCUCCCAGACUGUGGAGAUCCUGGCUGAACUUGCCAUGGAAAGUGACCUUCACUACCAGGGCUCUCAAGCUGAUGCCAGUCAAGUUGCAGACGCCGGUCACUUGAAUGACCUGGAUGCACCAGAUGUGGAUAUGGGUCAGUUAAAUGACCAGGAUGCACCAGAUGUGGAUAUGGGUCAGUUAAAUGACCAGGAUGCAUCACAUGUGGAUAUGGGUCAGUUAAAUGACCUGGAUGCACCACAUGUGAAUAUGGGUCAGUUAAAUGACCUGGAUGCACCACAUGUGAAUAUGGGUCAGUUAAAUGACCUGGAUGCACAAAAUGUGGGUCAGUUAAAUGACCUGGAUGCACAAGAUGUUAAAGCUGAAUUACCUGACCAGACUACCCAAGCAGGCACAGGUCAGUUGAGUACCCCAGCCCACCACACUGGUGUUGAUGUCCUGUUGCCUACAGCCCCAGGUGUAGCCCCAGCCCACCACACUGGUGUUGGUGUCCUGUUGCCUACAGCCCCAGGUGUAACCCAGCCUGAGGCCAACACAAGUUCUGGUCUCUACACCCACAGCCCUAACAAGCAGAAAGAUCCAGCAGUUGCCAGAAGUCUGGAAGAUUGUCUGGCUGCCAUGGUCAGCUGUCCUCUCUACAGUGACCUGUCCAUCACUGGUCCUGACGGGGGCAAGAUCCCAGCACACAAGGUCAUUGUACACGCCAGGUGUCCACAGCUGCUCUCUCUGGCAGUUGGUGACAUCAUCGACCUGUCCAGCUACAACCACCACAGCAUCAUCUGUGUGCUGACCUACAUCUACAGCUCCCAGAUAGUCCUGCCACAUCCCUAUCUUUCAGAUGUGGUCAAGCUGGCCAACAAGUUUAAUAUGAAGGAGCUGGCGGUAGCAGCUAUGGGUUCUAUAAUAGCAACAGAUUUACCCCAGCCAAAUAGAGGUCAAAGGUCAGAGGUGAAGCAAGAGAUGACCCUUGGUGAACUCUUGCCUCCAACCAGCCACCAAACCUCAACAGUUGAUGCUAGCACCAGUGCUAAAGACAACCAGAAUGGUGCUAGCACCAGUGCUAAAGACUAUCAGAAAGGUGCUAGCACCAGUGCUAAAGACUAUCAGAAAGGUGCUAGCACCAGUGCUAAAGACUAUCAGAAAGGUGCUAGCACCAGUGCUAAAGACUAUCAGAAAGGUGCUAGCACCAGUGCUAAAGACUAUCAGAAAGGUGCUAGCACCAGUGCUAAAGACUAUCAGAAAGAUGCUAGCACCAGUGCUAAAGACUAUCAGAACGAUGCUAGCAUCAGUGCUAAAGACAACACGAAAGGUGCUAGCGCCAGUGCUAAAGACAACACGAAAGGUGCUAGCGCCAGUGCUAUAAACAACCAGAUAGGUGCUAGCACCUCUAGUAAAGACAGUCCAACAGCUCUAGAGCUGACCAAGAAAAAGCUAUCCAACACUGUGAAUCAUGGGACAGACCCAGCAGCUGAUGUAGAAGACAGCACAGCUGCCCAUGUGGAAGACAGCACAGCUGCCCUUAUGGAAGACAGCACAGAUGGCCAUAUGGAAGACAGCACAGCUGCCCAUAUGGAAGACAGCACAGCUGCCCUUAUGGAAGACAGCACAGCUGCCCAUGUGGAAGACAACACAACUACCCUUAUGAAAGACAGCACAGCUGCCCUUAUGGAAGACAUCAUUGCUGCCCAUAUAGAAGACGACACAGCUACAGCACAGCUGCCCUUAUAG
Molecule: messenger RNA, 4009 nt
Organism: Physella acuta
Lineage: Eukaryota; Metazoa; Mollusca; Gastropoda; Physidae
Biological process (GO): resolution of meiotic recombination intermediates
Cellular component (GO): Slx1-Slx4 complex
Molecular function (GO): protein binding
Source: RefSeq, a predicted model, not a curated record